AUGGCACAGCAAGUUCUCCAGACUGGACGGGCUGACAGAACCAGAGCACACGUUGCGGCACUCUGGGCCAAUGUGAACGGCCCUGGCGAUUGGAACGUAGCACACCAACAUGCAGAAGAUGGUGCAACUGGUGAGGCAGUGCCCCGGAUUUCUGGAGUUUACUAUCCAAGCCUGGGUCCAGAAGAUGCUGUGUGCAAAGCCCAGUUGCAGUUUCCUGGGUGUGACUGCUCGCCGACCUAUCCAUGCGCGAGUGACGGCUGCAGUGUGGAUCCGAAGCCUGGCAUGUUGGUUCUGUUUCCAGCCUCCUCCCUGCACAGCGUGGCAGCAUGCGAUGACAGUGGUGGACUACAUGGUACCGGUGCGCCAGCUGCACGGAUUUCUUUUGCGUUCAAUUUGUUGACGCGAACCUUGUCUUCGGAUCUUCAGGCUCAGGCUGCUGCUGGGAACCUGUCUGGUGUUCCUCCUCUUCAAGCGCGGGCUGACGUAAAUGCCAAGGAUGCCCUGGGCUUCGCAGCCUUACAUCAUGCCGCAGAGGCUGGGCACCUUGCCAUGGUUGAUCUUCUAUUGGAGCAGGGGGCCGACCCAAUGCUCUUGUCUGGCAACGGCUCCCUCGCACUGCAUCUGGCCCUGGACUCAAACAAUGCGGAGGCGGCCACCCGACUGCUGGAGGCCGUCCCGUCUUCCGCUACACAGGCGGGCGGUACCGGAAGCAUGCCUGCCCACAUUGCUGCUGGACAUGGGAACGUAGAUCUCCUCGGCCGCCUACUGCAGCUUCGGGCGGACCUGCAGUCCAAGCAGCACGACGGCAGCACGCCAUUGCACACCGCGGUGCAAAACGGCCAUGCUGAGGCAGUCCAGUUUAUCCUGCAGGAGCCGUCGGUGCCUCACGACGCGGUCAAGGCUGCAGAUGCAAGAAGGUAUCAGCCUGCACAUGAAGCAGCGCGUGGGGGCCUUUUGCCUAUCUUGUCUGAGCUGCUGUCCGCAAGGGCUGAUCUGAAAGCCAAGGACGACAAAGGACACUCCCUGUUGUAUUGGGCAGCACACGGUGGGCACGUGCAGGCCCUGGACCUGCUUCUGCAGGCCGGAGCCAGGAUCGAAGAUGCUCCAGAAGUGCCUGUGGUCGAAGGCGGCCAGCGAGGUGAGGCAAUGGCAAACUACUUGGCGGCAGCCCUGGUGGGUCCUCAGCUUGAUCAAGCAGGCUCUGGGAACACCCCGCAGCUACAGAUGAGCGAGAUGACUCUGAUGCAUGUCGCUGCUACGGCUGGUCAUACAAGCAUUGCUCAGCGCCUGCGGGAGUUGGGAUUGUCGCCCAGCGCGGGCGCAUCGUCGGCUCGAGUCCAGCCACUCCACUUGGCUGCAACGGGUGGUCAUGUGGCCAUGCUACGCUGGCUACUUCAAGCUGGGGUAAAAGUGGAUGCGCCCGCACGUGGCGACCUUCGCCCAAUCCAUUUUGCAUCGCUGGACGGGCAUCUGCCGCUUCUGGAGGCCCUGCUGUCUGCACGCGCUUCGCCGAGCGCUUCCGCAGCGGAUGGAAGCAGCCCGUUGCACGUAGCUGCUUCGAAGGGGCAUCAGGAGACAGUGCAACUUCUGUGA
Messenger RNA from Symbiodinium pilosum, 1593 nucleotides. The record is from the annotation of a GenBank genome assembly. Lineage: Eukaryota; Dinophyceae; Suessiales; Symbiodiniaceae.